AUGAACGAAGCAUCAAAGAUCAAUUUGUUCAAAGGUCACCCAUCUUAUCGUUUGCUUCCUCGUAAAGAAAUUUCAAUUGCAACUUGCCAAUUGUUGUCGGAAGAAGCAAGACCUUACGAUGAUGAUACAACAAAUAGGCAUCCCUUAACAUAUGGCUCCGACGAAGGUGCUUUAUGGGUUAGACAGGAAGUUUGUAAUAUGAUAAAUCAAAUAGGCUCAGAUAUAAACUCAAAGCCUGAAUAUAUUAACUUGACCUCUGGUGCUUCAUAUGGGAUCUUGAAUAUAUUAUUACAGACUACUUUACCUCAUACAGGCUAUACAAAACAGGCUUUUAUCGUGUCACCUACGUAUUUUUUGAUUAAUGAUUGUUUCAUUGAUGCUGGAUUUGGUUCUAAAAUGACAGCUAUUAAGGAAAAAGGUUAUACAAGCAUUGAUCUAGAAUACUUGAAAGAAAAGUUAGAAUAUUUUGAACAAGAAAUUCCAGAUGUUCCACAAAAUUCGACAGAUAUAAUACAAAAUAAAAAUAAUCUUCAAAAGAAGAUUUAUAAAUAUGUAUUCUAUUGUAUUCCAACUUUUUCAAACCCUAGUGGCAUAACUUGGGAUUAUGAAACUAGAAUUCAGUUAAUAAAAAUUGCCAAAAAGUAUGAUAUGUUAAUUAUUUGUGAUGAUGUUUAUGAUCUAUUAGAUUAUAAUUUUGAUUCAAAUGCAACCUCAAAUGUCGCACCAAGACUUGUCCAUUUAGAUCGAAUGCUAUCUAACGAACAAAUAUAUGAAUCUAAUUUUUAUGGAAAUACAAUAUCGAAUGCAAGUUUUUCGAAACUAGUAGCACCUGGUUUAAGAAUUGGUUAUCAUGAAACGGCAAACAAAAUGUUAGUUGGUCAAGUUUCUAAAGGUGGUGCAAAUAUAUCUGGUGGUACACCAUCUCAAUUGAAUUCUAUGAUAAUUGGCACUUUACUAAAGAAUAAGGAGAUAUAUAAGAUCAUUAGUAACUUUAGAACUGUCUAUAAGAUUCGAGGCGAUGCAUUAUAUAACUCAAGUCAAAAAUUUUUACCGAAAAACACUAAGUUCCAACAUAUUGAAGGUGGAUAUUUUGCUUGGGUCGUCUUACCUGAGGGUUAUAAUGCUCAAGUUAUCGGUCAAAUGUUGAAAAAUAAAUAUUCUGUAAUCGUUGCUAAUGGAAGUACAUGCGAAGUAGUUGGAGAUCUAAAAGGAUGGGGUGAGCGUUGCAUAAGAUUAUCAAUUAGUUUCCUUGAAAAAGAAGCAAUUGAGCAGGGAAUACAAUACCUUGGCAUGAUAUGUAAAGAGUAUGCAGUGGAGAGGAAUCUGGAGUUUUAG
Henningerozyma blattae CBS 6284 is the source of this 1335-nucleotide messenger RNA. Its product is annotated as 2-aminoadipate transaminase. The transcript has a single exon. Gene Ontology annotation, biological process: biosynthetic process. The coding region runs from base 1 to 1335 and encodes 444 amino acids. Lineage: Eukaryota; Fungi; Ascomycota; Saccharomycetes; Saccharomycetales; Saccharomycetaceae. The record is from RefSeq and is a predicted model, not a curated record. Gene Ontology annotation, molecular function: pyridoxal phosphate binding; L-2-aminoadipate:2-oxoglutarate transaminase activity.